UGUUUAUGUCGGGGGUCACCGGAAUAUCCGAGCCCCCGCACGCAGCCUCGCCCCGCAGCCCACUGCGCCGCGUCGCUCUCCGGCUCUGGUAGAGAUCGCUCAGCUGGAGCGGGAGGUGGCGCGGCUGUAGCACCGCGGGGAGGGCCGCGCCGGUUGCUUUCUGCAGCCGCUUUUCCGCUAGCCGGUCCCCCGCCGUCCCUGGGGCGCCGUGCGGCUCUAGACCGGGACCAAAGCCGCCGGCCGCCGCGGGUGGCCGGAUCCGCGUCCCGCCUCAGCGCCCGGAGGACAUGCGGGAGAGAGAAUGACCCAGAGGGACACGCUGGUGCAUCUGUUUGCCGGGGGAUGUGGUGGUACAGUAGGAGCUAUUCUGACAUGUCCACUGGAAGUUGUAAAAACACGGCUGCAGUCCUCUUCUGUGACACUUUAUAUCUCUGAAGUUCAGUUGAACACCAUGGCUGGAGCCAGUGUCAACCGAGUAGUGUCUCCUGGACCUCUCCAUUGCCUAAAAGUGAUCUUGGAAAAAGAAGGGCCUCGUUCCUUGUUCAGAGGAUUAGGUCCCAAUUUAGUGGGGGUGGCUCCUUCCAGAGCAAUAUACUUUGCUGCUUAUUCAAACUGCAAGGAAAAGUUGAAUGGUGUAUUUGAUCCAGAUUCUACCCAGGUACACAUGAUUUCAGCUGCAAUGGCAGGUUUUACUGCAAUCACAGCGACCAACCCCAUUUGGCUUAUAAAGACUCGGUUACAGCUUGAUGCAAGGAACCGUGGGGAAAAGCGAAUGGGCGCUUUUGAAUGUAUUCGUAAAGUGUAUCAGACAGAUGGACUUAGAGGAUUUUAUAGGGGCAUGUCUGCGUCAUAUGCUGGCAUAUCAGAGACCGUUAUCCAUUUUGUUAUUUAUGAAAGUAUUAAGCAAAAACUACUGGAAUAUAAGAUUGCUUCUACAAUGGAAGAUGAUGAAGAGUCUGUAAAAGAAGCAUCCGAUUUUGUGGGAAUGAUGCUGGCUGCUGCCACCUCAAAAACUUGUGCCACAACUCUGGCUUAUCCACAUGAAGUUGUAAGAACAAGACUACGUGAAGAGGGAACAAAAUAUAGAUCUUUUUUUCAGACACUGUCUUUGGUGGUUCAAGAAGAAGGUUAUGGGUCUCUUUACCGUGGUCUAACAACUCAUCUGGUGAGACAGAUUCCAAACACAGCCAUUAUGAUGGCCACCUACGAAUUGGUGGUUUACCUUCUCAAUGGAUAGCAACUUCAGGCUGCUGUACUAUGAAGAGGGAAGACCAAAAGAUUACAGUGGACCAUGCAGUAUUGAAGCCAGCAUGGUGGACAGAAGAAAAAAGUUUGGGAACAUGUAACUAUGCCUAAGUGGAAGUUUGGUUGUAGGAAUUAAAGUAAUCAUAACCACAUUACUUGGUCUUUUUCAGUAAUGUGAAGGGAAAAACAAAAAAAACAAAAAAAAAAACCUAGGCUGCCUCUAAGAAAAAGCCUUUAGAAGCACUCCUGCCUCCAAAUUGCCAUUUUCUCUACCAUGUCCACAGGACACAGUUGCAUUUUGUUGAUUUAUGGCAGUCAGAGUAUAGUGUGUGUUCCAUGAGCACUUUUUCCAGUCUUCUAAACAAAGCCAUCCCUAAUUGUAUAAAUAUUAUAACUAUCCAAAGAUAGUAUUGACAGUCAUAAAUGUCUUACCUCUGGCAUCUGUGUAAUUUCUGUAAAAUUGUAAAAUAAGAGUAAGUGAGAUCCUUAGUAUUAUUUUCCCAUUUCCUUGAGGAUCUGGAAUAUUUUAAAAUUAAUUAUUUGGCAUUAAUAGUCACUAGUUUUGACAACUAAUGAAAUAAUGUCUAAAGAUCUUGCGUAUUUUUAGCUUUAAAAUGUUUUGGUUUCCACUGCUAACAGGUGCUUGAUGUUGAGCAUAAUGUGGACACUUAAAUUGUUCAUUAACAUAUCAAGCUGAGUGUUAAUAGUUUGGGACAGAAGAAACCAUGAAAUGUUGAUUCUUCGCCAUUUGAAUAACUUGAGCACGUCCUCAUAUCUUCUCUAACUUUACAAUACAUGAACGAAUGGGAUUGUCUUGUCAGUGAUUUAUUAGGUACAAACUUGAAUGAUCAUCUGUCAUACCUAGGUAUCAUUUUCUUAAAGUGGAAAGAAUUUACCACUUCUGAAUCUUUUUCUGUUCGCCUUUACAUUAGGAAUUUGAACCAUUGAAUUAUUUCCAGAAGAUCAGUAUAGAUUGCAUUUAUUUUGUAGAGAAAAUGGUAAUUUUCAGCUUUGCUGUAAUAGGUUUCUUUUUUUAAGGUGACAUUAUACAUAUCUGGGGCAGUAUAAACAUAGAAGAGGGGGCCCUCUGCUAUCUGAUUGAGCAGGUAGUGUGAUCCUAAUUGACCACAGUUUGUAAAUGAACAAACUGCUUUUGACAAAUUUAUGCUAUCCUGUGAUUUCUUGAAUGGUAAAUCAUAGAAAGAUUCAAGUUAAUUCAGAUUAAGUGUGCUAACAGGAUAUAGCUUUUACAUUUUGCUGUUGAGUUCAACUGUACCUUUUAAUACUUAAAUGUGUAUAUGUAUGGCCCUUAUGAAGAUGUUUGCUGUAAUUCUGUUAAGAGACUUUUGCUUAUGGAUGUUGCUAUACUGGUGUAUAAAAUAUCUACAAUUAAACUCCAGUGUGGUACUCAUUUCAGUAUAGAUGAACUGUACAUUUUGUGCAAUGGCUUUAUCUUAAGAAUGACUCUUUGUGAAUGCACUUUGUGGCCUUUUUUUGGAGGAGGGGUGAGAGAGAAUUCCAUGUUAAGAUUUUUUUUUUUUAAACAUUGGUCAUGUAUUAGGCAGAAACCAUGUUCAAACCAUUUUUCUGGGUUUUAGAUAUGGUGUUUUGGAGAUCUUUAAUAAUAUAAAUGUUUUAUGUAUUCUAUGUACACACUAAUGCCCCUAACACAGAAAACUGUAGCACGUCAUUGCAAGUUUUCUCUGCUGUCACCAGUGAAACACAGUGCACUCUUAAAUUCCUUCACUUUCUUAACUCCUUGUAAUCAACAGUAACUGGAUGUUUUUGAGGUGCUUCGAUUGGAAUUAGAAAAUAUUCCAAUCUAUUUGGAGACCAAAGGCAAAUUUAGUUUCAUUACCUUUGGGAUUAUUUGUACCUUUUAUGGUGAAUUUUAGCUUUGACAUUUAUUGUGAGAAACAAGCCAAAAAAAAAAAAAAUCUAGGGGUUUCUAACUUAAAUCUGUAGAGCAAGUCUCAUCUAUAGUGUUUGCCUUUUCAGGUGCCACUUACACUGCCUAAUACAGUGCCAUUUGCCUUGCAGAGAUUCAUGAACAUACGUUGUGUUGAAUGUAGGACAGGUUCUCCCUAAUGUUAAUGAUCUCACUACACCACAAAUGACUAAGAAUGAUAUGAAAACCAGCAACUACGGAACAUCUUAUUAUUUAGUGUUAGCAAAUUCAUAGUAGUGUCCUUCAAGGAUGAACAUGUAUUCUAGUCUUGUUUGUAUUUAGCAAAUAAAACUUAUGUUGACCUUUAGUGCAUUAUAUUCAGCUUUUAAAAGUGAGUAUUCUCUGUGUACUGGAAGAAAAGAUCUUAGAGUCUUAGAUUUUGGGUUUCUUUGGGCAACAACUGGAAAGGAGCAAUGAAGCUUAUUUUAAUUUUUUUUCCCAAAGCACAAUCUGCCAUAGUUUACUUUAUGUGUGACAGAUAAUUUAAAAAAGAAAACUAUAAAACUUGUAUAUAAAAUUUGUCUCUGGAACAUUUCUUUGGAGAUUUUUUUAAUUGAUGCAAAUGUUUAAAAAAAAUGCAUAUUUAAAGGAUUAAUUUUUUUUAAACUGUUUUGUUUUCAUCAAUUUUCUAUCAGAUGACUUUAUUUCUAGUAUAGAGAUUGGCAGCACUCUUCGGAUUUGUCUGUACUUUUAUUAGAGAAUUUUAUCAGGCAAUUGAGUUGCGCUUAAGUUAAAGCAGUAGAUACUGAAAGAGUAUGCCUCAUAGAGCAGCAGAUAGAACUUUGGUACCUGUGGCUCAUAGACAUUUCCUAAAUUUCAAAGUCCAAAUCUGAGAAUUACCAACCCUGUGACUGUGGGGUGUAAUACCGUGCUUUUGAAUCCAGAAAAAAAAAAAAAAAACUGUAUCACCAAAGCUUUGUCUUAAUUUUCAUUAUGUAUGUAAUUUUGUGGAACCAACUUACUAGAUGGGGCUCACAAGUAAUUUAUUUGUCACUUUGAAACCAGGAUAGAAUAUUGUUAGAUUAUUUAAUCCAGCCUUUUGUCUCCUAAAACCUAAUGCCCAUUGUGGAAUAGCACUAUGUAUUAGGACCAGGGUGUUAAAAAUAAUGAGUGUUUACUCUUUUACUAGAGUAUAAACAUGUCAGCAUUUUUAGAUUUAAGCCACAAAAAAACUGAUUUGAACUUGAAGGAUUUAAGUGCUGGAAAUGAAUCUAUCUUUUAUUCUUCUAGCAUUGUUCAUGCCUGUCAUUUGUUGUUUACAUACUCUUCUCAGACUAUUAGUACUGUAGGGACCCCUUUUGGGCUGAUAAAUAUAAUAGUUGAGCCUGUCUACUGAUCAUGACUUAAACAUUCCUAAGAAUAAAGUAUUUCUGAAUGAUUUAAAUUAGAAGGAAUUUUAAUUACAUGAAAAUAUUCCCUACAAUGUGCGAACUUUUUGCCCACUCAAGUCUCUUCUCCAUCAUGCACUUAUAUUUCUUGUUAAUCUAUACACUGCUUUUUAUGCUACUCCUUUUAGAAACUGAAAAUUCUAGUUUCACUCAGUUUUUAUGUUAAUAAACAUUUGAAUGUGUACCCCUCAUAUGUGAACAGUUAAAUUAUGAUCUAUUAGUCACAGCUAAAUCAAAAGAGUUGAUAUCUUUUGACCAUUGAUGUGAGGUUUGCUAUUCUCACAUUUUGUGUACAUGGCUGUAAAUUAUGUGCAUUUAUUCUAUUUAUGUUAACUAGCUGAAUUUUAUUUGAAUUGUUAAAAUUAAAAAAUUUAAAUAUCCUUAUGAAAAUAUGGGG
Molecule: messenger RNA, 4978 nt
Organism: Zalophus californianus (California sea lion)
Lineage: Eukaryota; Metazoa; Chordata; Mammalia; Carnivora; Otariidae
Gene: SLC25A36
Product: solute carrier family 25 member 36
Exons: 7
Coding region: 302-1237 (311 amino acids)
Biological process (GO): pyrimidine nucleotide import into mitochondrion
Cellular component (GO): mitochondrion
Molecular function (GO): pyrimidine nucleotide transmembrane transporter activity
Source: RefSeq, a predicted model, not a curated record